CGUUGCCGGGGCAGCGGCGCGGGCAUGGCCGCUCGCCGCGGAGAGCGGGACCCGCCGGACGCGCGGCAGAACCUCCUCCGGGCGGAGCGGGCCAAGAAGGAGCGCCGCUGGCAGCUGCUCUUUACCCAGUACACUGUGAACCCCGCGCAUCCCGUCCACAUGGUCUCUAGGAAGCCAAUGUCUUGGCACGAGAACAUACAGGAGCCCAUAGACGAUGAAUUCCUGAAACUUCUUCACCGUGCAGCAGUGGUGCCAAGAGAGAAAUACUCAGAGCCACAAACUGAAAGCCAAGUAAUUGGCUGGAAUACAAAACCUUUGGUUCCUUUUGACCGCAGUGAUACCAGAUUCUACUUCCCACGCCAGACAACUGAGAUUACCAUCAAUGGCUACCCUGCACCGCGGGGACAGAUGCCUAAAGGCCAGGAGGAAAGCCAAAGAUAGAUGUUAACAACAUCUAAUGUCUUAGGUCCUGUUUGUUAUCUAGCAAGUCUGGCAGAUUUCUAGUGAGAGACAAUAGAAAAGAGAACUUCAAUCUGUCCAGAUUUACAACCUGACAACAGUGUCACAAAUAAACCUAUCUGUAAGGCUC
Molecule: messenger RNA, 589 nt
Organism: Zonotrichia leucophrys gambelii
Lineage: Eukaryota; Metazoa; Chordata; Aves; Passeriformes; Passerellidae
Gene: CFAP144
Product: cilia and flagella associated protein 144
Exons: 4
Coding region: 25-441 (138 amino acids)
Cellular component (GO): ciliary base
Source: RefSeq, a predicted model, not a curated record